UCACAAAUACGUUUUGUUUGAAAACAAACUGUAAAGUUUCAAGUUAUUGUUUUUAUGUUCAGUUUAUUUUAUUAUAUUGCAUAUUGUAACAAACUCUUCAAGUGAAUCCAAUACAGUUGCAUAAUGGCAGCAUUCAAAACAUUACGAGAUGUCUGUAAUAACUUCGAAACGGACUUACAGCAGUCUUCUAAAGAUUUUUUUACAUUCAAUGUCGGCGAAACUCCAGAAGACAUUGUCACGAAGAAAAUGCGUGAUCUAACGCUGUUCACAUCAAAAUUGAGGCUGUUGAGAGCUAAUACUCUGUCUAUGACCCCAGAAAUAACGGAGCAAGAGAAAGCAGAGGAGACCAUUGUAAACAGUUUUAGUGAUACAGCAACAACCAAAGUACUGGAACAGCACAUUGUGAAGUUCCUAACACAGUCUCAUGCAGUUAAAUCUUUAAUAACUGCAUCCGAUAAGGAUUUACAACCAGAAUUGAUUGAGAGGAAGGAAAAGAUACUAGACUCCAUUAAGACAUAUCAGCAGAGGGAGUCACAGCUCCGUCACCUGGAUGCACUUCUCAGUGAGAAGGAAGAACAGUUGGCAGCGGUGCGAGCUCAAUGGGACGAGGAGCUGGGGCUCAUGAAGGAUAUGAGUGACAGCAUCGAAGAUACGGAGGUUGAUGAGACUGGACCUUUGCAUGUGAAACUACGAAAGCUGGUGGAUAAGUUGGAACUGAUGAGGUGGCUCCUCGGCAAGCUGGUGACCUCCCGAACUGGAAACUACGACUGGCUAUCAGACCCUCACUCCAGGAUAUCAGCUCUGAAGAUCGCCAGAACUGUCAAUACUGUGGAUUUGUUUACUGGCGGAUCAUAAAUAAUGAAAUAUAGAAUAUAAUAGUUUAGAAAUAGAAAUAAUA
Messenger RNA from Achroia grisella, 898 nucleotides. RefSeq lists its product as uncharacterized. The coding region runs from base 124 to 855 and encodes 243 amino acids. The record is from RefSeq and is a predicted model, not a curated record. The transcript is spliced from 4 exons. NCBI's taxonomy places the organism in Eukaryota, Metazoa, Arthropoda, Insecta, Lepidoptera, Pyralidae.